Fusarium venenatum is the source of this 1032-nucleotide messenger RNA. RefSeq lists its product as uncharacterized. NCBI's taxonomy places the organism in Eukaryota, Fungi, Ascomycota, Sordariomycetes, Hypocreales, Nectriaceae. The record is from RefSeq and is a predicted model, not a curated record. Gene Ontology annotation, molecular function: histone methyltransferase activity; protein binding; zinc ion binding. Gene Ontology annotation, cellular component: nucleus.
AUGUCCAGAAUGCAAAAGGCAACGGAACGUCAUUUUUAUUAUCACGGCAAAGAGGUUUACCAAGAAGAAUGCGACAACUGUCACUGGUGUCAAAUACGCUCUUUUCCUACCCACUCGACUCUACCAGUUACGGUAGUUAACGACCAGGACUCUGAGGUUCUUCCCGAUGACUUUCGCUUCAUAAAAAAUGUGGUACUUGGUGAUGGAGUUAAACAAGCUGAGGAUAGCUUCCACAGCGGCUGCUCCUGUGAUAACGACGCCGAAUGCCAGUUCACAGGCUGUCAUUGCCUGGCUGAUCUAGAUGAAGAAGACUCCAGGCAAGAUGAAGAUGAUCCCUUUGGGGAUAUCAUCGACGGCAUGGAUGUUGACCGGCCGCGCAGGAAAGCGUAUGCCUACCACGCCCAUGGCGCAAAAGCUGGCCUCUUGCGAUCCAAGUUCUACAACUCAAAAAUGCCUAUAUACGAGUGUCACCAGAGCUGUGCCUGUAGUAUAAACUGCCCCAACCGCGUUGUCGAGCGUGGCAGGACCAUACCUUUGGAAAUCUUUCGCACUGAAGAUCGAGGAUGGGGAGUAAGAUCACCUGUACCUAUCAAGAAGGGACAGUUUGUUGAUCGGUAUCUGGGUGAGAUCAUCACAUCAACGGAAGCAGACCUCCGUCGCAGUCAGUCUGCCAUCUCGCAGCGUAAGGAUGUUUACCUUUUCGCGCUGGAUAAAUUCACCGAUCCAGACUCGCUCGACACCCGGCUCAAAGGGCCUUCUCUCGAAGUUGACGGCGAAUUCAUGUCUGGCCCAACGCGCUUUGUCAACCACUCUUGCGAGCCCAACAUGCGAAUCUUUGCACGCGUGGGCGAUCAUGCUGAUAAACAUAUACAUGAUCUUGCCUUGUUCGCGAUCAAGGAUAUACCGAAAGGGGAGGAGCUUACAUUUGACUAUGUUGAUGGGGUUUCGCAUGAGGGAGAGGAGCCGGGAGAGAAAAGCCACAUGACACCGUGUCUGUGUGGGAGCAAGAAUUGUAGAAAGUUUCUAUGGUAA